GGGGAGAGAGGAGAAAGCACAUCUGAAAUGAAUACCUUUCAGAGCUGGAUUCACUGUUGCUGAAGUGUGCUGGAUAGGUACGUGUUUUUUCUUUAAAUACAAAUAAACAAAGUAAGGUUAAAUGUGAGAAACCAGAGUUAUCAGAGAUCCCUAAGAACUUUGGCUGUUGAGAAUUUGCUCAGAAUAUACUUAAUGACCCAUGGUCUGAAUGUUUACCGGAAAGCUGAUUUAAAAAAAAACGUACAUACAGCAUCUGGCUCUGAGGUAUGUGCACAUUUAAAUUAUUAAAAGUAUUAAAAACAAUGUAAAAUUAAUGUAAAUAACUGUUCCGCAGUUUUAUAACCUUUUCUGUUAAAAUUGAGUAUUUCAAUUGAGCAGGAUUUUCAAUAGUCUUAGUUCCUGAAAUACCCUUAGUAACAAUUGAUUUAUCGUCAUUUUUAUUUAAUGAAUAACAUAUUUAAAAAGUCUUGAUUAACAAAUGUGUCCUCACAGAUUUGAUAAAAUUACUAGUGUUGUUGAGGCAGUUCAUCAUGCUGUAACUUUAUCUUAAUCACCACAUAUAUCUACUUUAAACUUAAUGCAGUAUCCCACCUUUACACUACACUAUUUUUCAGUCUUUUUAGUAAAAUAUACAUUUAAAAAAAAAAUACAAAUCAAUCUCGUGUCCAACUUCUAGAACAUUCUGAUAUUUUCUUGCCUCAGGAUGAAGAUGACUUCCAACGGCUCUGCUGAGGUGUCCCCCACCCUCUACCCUGUGGACAACUGCACCAACAACGCCGAGUUCUGGGAGCUCCUCUCCUCCCUGCAGCCGAUAUACCUCUCCCUCAUCAGCAUUGUCGGACUGCUGGGCAACGGCUUUGUGCUCUGCGUCUUCUGCCUCCAGAGGAAGUCCUGCUCCGUGCCGGACGUCUACCUGGGAAAUCUGGCGGUGGCCGACCUGGUCAUGGUGACCUGCCUGCCCUUCUGGGCGGUGACCAUCGCCUACGACUUUGACUGGGUGUUCGGCAUGCCGCUCUGUAAGCUGGUCAACGUGGCCAUCUCCAUGAACUACUUCUGCAGCGUGCUCUUCCUGGUGCUGGUGAGCGUGGACCGCUACCUGGCCCUCGUGAAGCCAAUGCGCCCCAGCUGCCUCCGGAGGGCGCCCUGGGCCAAACGCAUCUGCCUGGUCAUCUGGCUCCUGGGCCUGCUGCUCAGCCUGCCCGUGUUGCUCUUUCGCACGGUGGAGUACGUGCCCGAGGCCGGCGUGAGCGCCUGCUUCCUGGCUUACCCGCACCAGGGCUGGCGGGUCCAGCGCAACGUCACCAUCAACGUGGUGGGCUUUUUGGUGCCGCUGCCCAUCGUGGCUUUCUGCACCUGUCACAUCCUUAAGGCUCUGCGUAACAGCGGCCAAUUGGGCGUCGCGGCACCCGGCAUGAGGAAUGAGAGGAAGGCGACGCAGCUGGUGCUCGCCGUCCUUAUCAUUUUCGUCAUUUGCUGGAUGCCCUACCAGAUUGUGCGUGCUCUGGACACCAUGGACUACUUCCGGGUCACGACAAGCUGCCUGUGGGGAGACUUCAUGGACGUGAGUGAGCAGCUGGUUACCUAUCUAGCCUACAGCAACAGCGCCAUUAACCCCUUCCUCUAUGUGAUAGUGGGGAAGCACUUUCGAAAGAAGGCCAAAGCUGUGUUAAAGCAGUUCAGGCCCUUUAGGUCGAAAGACAAUGCUUCACUUUCGGUCAAUGUCUCAUCUUUGAGUAGAGAAACUCAGAGGAUUUCUUUUAACCGUCUUGAUAAGCGAAUGUGUUAAGUUAGCCUUAAACUUCAUGUUGUAUAUUGUAUCAAUAUUUAUUUAAUCUUUUUAAGUUUUUGUAAUUCCUUGUGCCAGUAUUUUUGUCAAUAUUUUCUGUUACCAUGACAAUAUGAAUUGUUUUUGGUAGGACUCAAGAGCAGGAGACAGGAGAGAAUUAAACCCCUUCCUUUGGUUUUACUUCAAGCUCUGAUUAUCAUUCACCAUCUGCUCUCACUAAGUGUAUUUUCGUUUCCUUGUCUGUCAAUUUCAUGAAAUACUUCGGGGACAGCCAGAUUGGCAGCAAUAUCCAUGAUGGGGAUUUGCUGUCAGUUAGAGAGAGGAGCACAAUCUUCACGGAAUAGUGAUGUGAAUCCAUGUUCAAAAUGCUUAUUUUCCCCUCCCUUUCUCCUCGUUCUUCCUGAUGUUAUCUCAGGUUUUUGUUCAGAAUUUAAUUUGCACUAAUGAUGUAAUGAAAUGUACCAGCAAACCACAACGAACGUUUCUGCUACAUUUUCACAUCUGCGCCAUUUUGUUUUCUAUGUCAUUAAACUUGUUUUUUGUGUUUUUUUUUAUGUAUUUAUUGUUUAACAUAUGUAACAUGGAGGAGAUAAAUGUCCUCUUUUCUCUCCGUAAUAAAGAGGCAGAUUCAUGUCAUUUCCAUGCAAGAUGCGCCCUCGGGUGUUCCUGUUCUGUUUUGUGUGCGGGGGGCUAAACUACACACUCGCUAACACGCUAAUCUUGAUGUAUGAGGCCCCUGUGUGUGUCACUCUGCGUUCCCCCUGCAUCUGCAUUAAUGUUUUCCCUAAGGCGCAAUGUCUCAUUCCCCAUCACUUACCACAAUGUCUCAUUCCCCAUCACUUACCAUAGGUGAGUGCAUGCAUCUUAAAUACAGACACUUUAUAACCAUUACUUCAGACAUUUUGGAAAAGUUCCUUCAUGGAGUUGCUGUCAUUUUGCCUUUAAAUGUUUCCAUCCAAUUAGCCACAGCCGUGAGCACGCAGGGGUUUAUGUGUGUUUGCUUUUCCAGUGUGUUGCCAGCUGCUUGAUGGUUAGUUUGUAAAGCCAUUAAAGUUUGCCCCGGUUGUUGUGAGUGAGGUCAGAGAAAGUAAUUAUUAAGGUCUCACUAUGUACUGGUGAGCUCAGUUGCAAAGCUGCAUACGGCUGGCUUCAAGCGAUUUAAUUGGAUAAGAAUGAGAUUGAUACAGCCCUGGGUUUCUUUCCCCCUGGCCGUACUGGAUGGAAUUCAAAACUGGCCUUUCAGAACUUGGCAUAUAUAUGGCGCCAGAUAUAUGGUCAAACUCCAAAGAUUUUAGAUCCCUUACUCUCUGCCGUGUUUGUCCUUGGAGUCCAUUACUUCAAGGAUAGGCAUGUAUACACACACACACACAAACACUCACACACACACACACAC
Molecule: messenger RNA, 3179 nt
Organism: Clupea harengus (Atlantic herring)
Lineage: Eukaryota; Metazoa; Chordata; Actinopteri; Clupeiformes; Clupeidae
Product: B2 bradykinin receptor
Biological process (GO): positive regulation of cytosolic calcium ion concentration; inflammatory response; cell chemotaxis
Cellular component (GO): membrane; external side of plasma membrane
Molecular function (GO): C-C chemokine binding; C-C chemokine receptor activity; bradykinin receptor activity
Source: RefSeq, a predicted model, not a curated record